This is a messenger RNA of Clupea harengus (Atlantic herring), 2183 nucleotides long. RefSeq names its product HORMA domain containing 1 (gene hormad1). The coding region runs from base 419 to 1594 and encodes 391 amino acids. The record is from RefSeq and is a predicted model, not a curated record. The transcript has 16 exons. NCBI's taxonomy places the organism in Eukaryota, Metazoa, Chordata, Actinopteri, Clupeiformes, Clupeidae.
CCCUUUCUAUAGAGAGUGGUAACAGAUAUUUGCAUGCUACGGCAAAAAAAAAAGCUUCACAACGUGGUAGACAAUUAUCAUGUGUUUCAGUCAUAGGAUUGGAAUUAGGUAUAUCAGGCUGUUGAUUAUGUAAAAGCCAAUCAUGAAUGAUUAAAUAAAAAUUAAUUCACACCAACUGUUCUGAUAAGAGAGCAGCCAUUAUCUAGAUAGGUCAGCCUAUGUUAAAGCAAGAACUUUUAUGACAUUAUUCUGCAGACACUGAGCUGGAAAUAAAUCCCGAAGGCCACUGCCGUGUUAAAAUUCGUUUGGCGGGAAGUUGAGAAAAAUAGUGCAAGUGGAAGACUCAAGACAGGGCAAGUUUCAGAGUUUGAGUCAACCAUAACGUUGCCUAGCUAGCUGGGUUGCUAACUUCAUAAACAUGGCCUUUGAACAGCGCUUGCGGACGGUUAAUCAGGAAGCUCAACUUAUACCCAGUGUAGUCGACACUGAGCAACAGUCUCUGGUUGUUGUAAAGAAAUUACUGGCCAUCGCAGUGUCUACCAUCACAUACCUUAGAGGCCUCUUUCCAGAGAAGGCUUAUGGCAGCAAAUACGUGGAAGAACAGAAGGUGAUGAUACUGAGGGAUGAGCGCAGCUGCCCAGGCGCUAAACAAAUAGUUCAGUGGAUGCAUGGGUGCUUUGAUGCUCUUCAGAAAAAAUAUCUUCGCAUGGUUCGUCUGUCUAUUUACACUGAUCCAGAGGAUCCACAGAAAGUCACAGAGUGCUACCAGUUUAAAAUCCAGUAUACUGAAAAGGGUCCUCUGAUAGAUUUUGAAAGUAACAGCAAUAAGAAAGUGUCAAAGAUGUCAUGCAACAACACAAAGAAAGCCAGUAUCCUUCUGGUGCGCAAGCUCUACACUCUGAUGCAGUACCUGGGACCCCUACCUGACAGUGUCUGCCUCAGCAUGACCCUCACCUACUAUGACGACGUCACCCCGGAGGAGUACCAACCCCCUGGGUUCAAGGAGGGCGACAGUGAUAGCAUAACGUUUGAGAAGGAGCAGGUGAAGCUGACCAUGGGCGAGGUAGUCACCCCCUUCCACACGCUCAAGGUGGACGUGACCACGGAGAGGGAGCGCUUGGAGCAGAUAGAUGAUGGUGAGGCCCAAUGCGUCAGAGACAGACCGGGAGUGAAGAUGACAGAGGAGGAGGAGGAGAUUUUGAACAUCACCACCACUGCUCAGCAGAGUAACAUGCUGAAUGACCCAGAAAUGCCUGAUAAUGAAAUAACCAUUGAGAGUUCAGUAAUGGUCUCUCACCAAAGGAGAAUGAAGCAAUGUGAGGAGAAACUCGACAACUCUCUGGCUUCUCAGAUGGAGUCUGUGACGAAGAAUACAGCUGAGCUGGAGGUAGCCACAAGGAGGACCAGAAGUGGCCGCAUCAUAAAACCCUCAAUGGAGGAAGUGGCAGGUACCGUUGAGCCACCCAAGAAAAAAAGGCAAACUAAAUCCCCAAAAAAUAAAGAUCUGUCCCAGAUGGACUUCCCUCUGAGUCAAGACCCUCAGCCAAGCCACCCUAAAAAAAGGAAAUAUAGCGAACCCAAAGAGUGCUACUAAGACACCUCAAAGGGGAAAGGGCACAUUGGUAAUGUUUUUGUCAAACGAUGUUUGCCCUUUUAGAGGUAAAACACAGUGUCCAGUGUCUGUAAAUGAUUUUUGAUUUUUGGCAGAACCAGUUUACUUUUCAUCAUACAAUGUAAAGAAGACUGAGCUAUGAAUUCCUGUUUAGAUAUUUGUUGAAUGCUUGAAAUUUUUACUGCUCUGUUAUAUCUUUUAAACUUAAAAAGAAGCAUGUUCUUCAAUCUUCAUAUAUAAACUUGAAGAUGUGGGUAUGUACAUAUUUGUAGCAUUUCAGGAAUAUGUGACAUGUUCUUGUAUCAUUUUAAAUAACAGAUUGGUUGUAUUAUUUAUUUAUUUGUUCUCUGUGGCAUAGUUGAAGUGUUUAAUAAACUAAAACCUUAGAUGUCUUUCUGCCUGUCAUGUUAAGGUGUAUAAGCUUGCGUCCACUAGAGGGAGCUAUUCUCACAGAUCAUAGCAGUGUGAUUUGCUGUGUCUAUUGUUCAUUUAUUGUGUGUAACAGUGCCACAGAAGAUGUAUAUGUCCACCAAGUCAGAUUACUUGGGAGAAAUAAAAAUGGUAUAUUAUA